Gregarina niphandrodes is the source of this 1422-nucleotide messenger RNA. Its product is annotated as glycosyltransferase family 2 protein. The record is from RefSeq and is a predicted model, not a curated record. The transcript has a single exon. NCBI's taxonomy places the organism in Eukaryota, Apicomplexa, Conoidasida, Eugregarinorida, Gregarinidae. The coding region runs from base 1 to 1422 and encodes 473 amino acids.
AUGUAUAAAGUCUUACAAGCCUGCGCGGCUGCUCUUCUAUCGGUUGUUGCGGUUGCGGAGGAGGGCACGACACCCUUGGUCCUGACGACCUUGUCUCCGACAACCUUGUUGGCGACGACAGACUUAUCUUCGUCAACCCUGGCUUCGGUAACGUUGCCUACCUACCUUGCUAAGGGUUUACCGUCGUAUAAUUAUGUAACUGACGUGAGUAAUUAUUUCAAGUCUUUACGUUGGGUUUUUGAUUCGGCAAGCGAGGAGCCGGUAUUGGACACAACAAUGAUUCUGGCGAAUGGCACAUCGGAGGCGGAAGCAGAGGAUGGGAGAUUGAUGAAGAUGCGGUCGAUGAUAGAUGUCUGGCGUAAUAUCUCUGAGGUAUUUCACGAAGUAGGGUUGAAGGAUCGUGAAACGUUAGAUGACGUUUGUUUGAUGAUUCCUGUGGGUGCUAGGAAGUUGAACAACGUGUGGCCGUCGAUGGAAUCUAUGUUAAAUAUUCGGAAGGUACCGGGUGAGAUUCUUUUCAUCACGGGCUUGGAACCGAGUAUGAGGGAGGAAGAGCGAAGACAGGUGAAAACCAGUCUGAUGGGCAAUUUGGAGCUUUUGAAGGAACAAUAUAUUCCGAAUUUGCCUAAGAACGUGAGGUUGCGUUGGGGAGUGUACGACGGACCUGGAGGUCCGAGUGUAUCCCGAUGGAUGGGGAGUGCGAUGACGGACAAGGAGUACUAUAUGAUCGCGGAUGGUGAUGACAUGAUUGGUUUGGAUGCAAUUGAGUUCCGGCGUGCGUUGAUGGAGAAGUACCCAGAAGUGAAGCAAGUGCUGACAAGUUACACAAAUUUUGCCUCGGAGUUUGCCUACAACCUUAUCAAUCUGGACCGAGAAUGGUUGGCGAAUGAUCCGACGAAGCAGAUGAAGAUUACGUUUAUGGACAUCGCCGAACAGUUGAUGCAAACACGAAUCGAUGUCGAAUACGCCCUGAGCCUAUUCAGGUUCGAUGAAGCUGAAGCCAGCGUUAGCACCAGCUACAAAAAGACCCAAACUAAGGAAGGCUCCUUAGUUGGGUGGCCACAGCUCCAAUUCCUCCCCUCAUGCGAUGAAAUGAUCGAAGAAGUCAAAAAGCUCGACAAAAGCGGCCUUUCCGAUGAACAACUUGUUGACGAGGCCGAAUCCGUUGCCUGGCUCGAAAAGAAAUGCAACGCCGAGGACGAACCAGAAUACGUCCUAACUUGCGCCAAUGGAUGGGCAGCAACAAGAACUGAAACCUUCCGUACAAUUCCACCUACCGUUCUCACCUUUGGCGAAGACUCCCUUACGAACUGGAUAAUCUCAACGCGCACAAGAGCCACUGUUUGCGUCGAGUACGUCUCCAGUGGCCUUUACUUCAAAGGCUUCGACAACAUGAUGAGCAAGAUCUUCCCUGAGUACUGA